Messenger RNA from Gallus gallus (chicken), 1526 nucleotides. RefSeq names its product translation initiation factor IF-2-like. The record is from RefSeq and is a predicted model, not a curated record. Lineage: Eukaryota; Metazoa; Chordata; Aves; Galliformes; Phasianidae. The coding region runs from base 1 to 1335 and encodes 444 amino acids. The transcript has 4 exons.
AUGAAGGUGCAAGGGGCAGCUGACAGGGCUGGGCUGCAGGCAGUGCUGGCAGCAGCGAUCCGUGCUCCCCUGUCCCUGCAGGUCCCCGAUGUGGGCACUGCCGCUGUGCACCGUGCCAACGUCCCCCAGCGCUUCGACCGCCGCGGGCUCUUAGAGCCGGGCCGCGGUCUCGGUUCCCCGGGAGCGCUUUUGUUCCGAGCUCGGGGGCGGGGGGGGGGGUCCCGGCGGGUGGGUGGGUGCGUGCCCGCCCGGGGGAGCGGCUCCUCGGGGCCGUCGGGGGGCGGGCAGCCCCCGCCCGUAUCGCGGCGCCGGGAGCGCGGCGGCUCGGCGGGGCGGCCGGGGGGCAGCGGUACGGGGCAGCCCCCGCGGUUGGGCGCCGCUCGCCGCCGCCGGCUCCGGUUCAUUGGCUCCCCGCGGCCGCCGGCUCCUCCAUGUUUGUUGUUGGCAGCGGCCGGCGGAGCCAAGCGCUGUCCAGCAGCCGACGCUCGCCCGCCCCAGCCCCGCGCCCGAGCCCCGGAGCCGCCGCCGGGCGCUGGGGCGGGCCCGAACCGCGCCGCAAGGUGCCCCCGCGGGGCCGGGAGGGAGCGUGGGCCGCGGCCCCGAGGGAGCGGGCGGUGUGCGGGCGGAGUGCAGGCGGCGGCGCUGCCCGCGGAGCGGCGCACGCGGGGCCGCGCAGGAUGCGCGGGGCCCCCGUCGGGGCGGGCCGGGGCGGGGCCGGGGGGGCGGCGGCGCCAGCAGUCAAGAUGGUGCGGGCGGCGGCGUCGGGGGUGGGGGCGGCCUGACGUGGGCGCGGGGCGGCCCGUGGGCCGGCGCCGCGGUGAUUUGCUGCGCGGCGCGGCGAGCGGCGGCGGCGGCGAUGAGAGCGGGCAGUGCGAACUGCCGGAGCAGCCGCCGGCCGCCGUGAGUGCGGGUAGCGGGCGGGCGGGCGCGGGGCUGCCGUCCUCUUCUUCUUCCUUCUCCUCCUCCUCCUUCUCCUUUCCCCCCUCCUCAACCCUGCCGCGAUGCGCGGCUGCGGCUCUGCGGCCGCUCCGGUGCCUCUGGGCACGGGGCUGUGCCGGGCGCGGCGGCUCUCGCUCUGCACCUGAUGAGCGCUGCGCCGGGUCCGAGCCGGGCGGGCGGGACGGGGCGGCCGCCGCUGCCUGCCGUGCCGUGCCGUGCCGUGCCCAGCUGGGCGUGCUCGCCGGCUCCGCGCACCGGGCGAUGCGCGGCGAUGCGCUCCCUCCGCUGCCGCUCUCCUCCCCGAGAAGCCGCCAGCGGGACCGCGGUUCUCAGCGCCCCGGAGCGCUGCGGAUGCCGGCCCCGAGCCGAGCGCACAAACUUUUCAGAGCAUCGUGACUCGCCGCCGAGCUCCGGCUAACCACCCUCUCCUUCUCUCCUCCCCCGUCCCUCCUCUUUUUUUUUUUUUCCUCCUCUUCCCCCCCUCUGUCUUUUGUUUUCGCAGAUAGUCGGCACACAAAGCUAGUCCCAGAUUUGAGCGACGGCAAGGCACCCUAAUGAGUGAACCUCGGGAGUGCUAUGGAUUUGAC